AGCCAUGUCCAGCAUCAACACCACUUUCACCUCCACCAUACUCACUCCCAAUAUUCCUUCCUCCACCCCCAGAAGAACUACUUCUUCAAGUUCCAAUUUUUCCUUCAAAUCUAGACACCCAAUUACUUGCUCCAUUGGAGGUUCGUGGAGAAGAUGUUGAGAGGCCCCCGGUUUGGCUCAUGAGGCAAGCAGGGAGGUACAUGAAGAGUUACCAAAUCAUCUGUGAGAAAUAUCCCUCAUUUCGCGAAAGAUCUGAAAAUGUUGAUCUUGUAGUGGAAAUUUCAUUGCAACCAUGGAAUGUUUUCAAGCCUGAUGGGGUGAUUUUAUUCUCGGAUAUUCUUACCCCACUUUCCGGAAUGAACAUACCCUUUGAUAUUGUGAAGGGUAAGGGUCCUAUCAUAUUUGAUCCGAUUCGCUCAGCCGCACAGGUUGAUCAAGUGAGAGAAUUUGUUCCUGAAGAUUCAGUUCCUUAUGUUGGUGAAGCACUUACAAUUUUGAGGAAAGAGGUGGAUAAUAAAGCAGCGGUUCUUGGUUUUGUUGGGGCUCCGUUCACCCUCGCAUCAUAUGUGGUUGAAGGAGGCUCAUCGAAACACUUCUCAAAAAUAAAGAGAUUAGCUUUCUCCGAACCCAAGGUCCUCCAUUCAUUACUACAGAAAUUCACAUCAUCAAUGGCAAGAUAUGUUCAAUACCAAGCUGACAACGGUGCUCAAGCGGUUCAAAUCUUCGACUCAUGGGCCACAGAAUUGAGUCCAGUCGAUUUCGAAGAAUUCAGCUUACCGUACUUGAAGCAGAUCGUAGAUACUGUGAUGACAGGUGUCGACGUAGUUAGUUUGGAUUGGACAGUGGACAUGGCCGAGGGACGAAAAAGGUUGGGUCCAAACAUGGCAGUGCAGGGGAAUGUGGAUCCUGGUGUUCUUUUUGGUUCAAAAGAGUUCAUCACUGAGAGAAUAAAUGAUACUGUGAGAAAAGCAGGUAGAGGGAAGCAUAUCUUGAAUCUUGGUCAUGGAAUUGUUGUAGGAACUCCUGAGGAGAAUGUAGCACAUUUUUUUGAGGUUGCCAAGGGAAUCAGAUACUAGGGCUAGUAGCUUUUGUAGAUUCAUUCUUCUCACUUAGUUUAUUUAUUUGAGUCCUUAUUAGUAUUUGUGACAAAUUUAUAUAUCAUGUAUUUAUAAAGUGCCAUGUCUCAUGGUUGAGCUUUAAAUC
Molecule: messenger RNA, 1203 nt
Organism: Arachis duranensis
Lineage: Eukaryota; Viridiplantae; Streptophyta; Magnoliopsida; Fabales; Fabaceae
Product: uroporphyrinogen decarboxylase
Biological process (GO): porphyrin-containing compound biosynthetic process
Molecular function (GO): uroporphyrinogen decarboxylase activity
Source: RefSeq, a predicted model, not a curated record